AUGAGCCUCAACGACGGGUUGGGAGUGAAGCUAGACUUCGUAGGGCACAGCCGUGGCAUCUCCUUCAACAGAGACAAGGGGUGCCUCACGCUUGUGCACCUGGAACAGAAUGAGUCCCCUCCUCCUAUUCAUGCUGCUACCAGGGGUCUUGGCGGGCAGGAUGUACAGGUUCUUGAUUGGGAGGUCACCACGUGGAGCAACAGCAAGAUGAGACUCCCUGGAGGAUUGGCACAAGGAACACAGUGUCCAAGCUUCCAACAUCACCAUUGA
Messenger RNA from Miscanthus lutarioriparius, 270 nucleotides. The record is from the annotation of a GenBank genome assembly. Lineage: Eukaryota; Viridiplantae; Streptophyta; Magnoliopsida; Poales; Poaceae.